AUGUGGAUUAUAUCAUUUUGGAUGUUUCCGCUCAUAUCAGCCUGCAUGUGGCUUUCAAUGUUGAUUUCCAUGCUGGUCAUCUGGGUCAAUGAGGGGAAACCGCACUAUGCCAGUAUGGAUGACGGACAGACUAUUGCGUACAUUUCAGAUGUCGGAGCACAACACUUGAAGCCUUUAUUCGUCGCAGGCAGCGCGGUUACUGUCGUCUUUCUCGAUUUAGCAUUCCUUUCCGAGCGGUGGCUUCGACACUCCGGCCAGUUAGCCUCGAACAAGGGUAGAUUGGACAAGACAUGCGCUAUUCUUUCAAUCUUUUUCGCCAUUGCCGGUGCAGCCGGUCUAAUUCUUCUCUCGGUCUUUGAUACACUGCGCCACCCGAAAAAGCAUGAUGGGUUCAUCGCCCUGUUCAUUGCUGGAUACGUGAUUAGUGCUAUUUUGGUUUGCAUCGAGUACCUCCGUAUUGGAAUCUUCUACCGUCGCGAGCACCGUGUUUUGCUAGUCAGUUUCUUUAUCAAGCUUGUCUUCGUCAUUGUCGAGCUCGCACUCGCUAUCGGCUUCGGUGUCUGCAUCGGUAGCAACAAGGCAUCUAAGCAAAAUCCCGGCGCAGUUCUUGAGUGGUGCAUUGCUUUCGUCUUCACCGGCUACGUUCUCUCCUUCGUCGUCGAUCUAUUGCCUUCCGUUCGCACCCGCAACCACGUGCCCCAGGGUGAGAAGUACCUCAUGAGCCAAGCAGGAUUCCGUGGAACCCGAGAAGAGGCUGUCUCCAUUGAAGAGCCGCUGACCCAUGACUCGAUGGGCCCGAGCACUGGCUAUUACCGUGGCCAGCGGGUUUAA
Molecule: messenger RNA, 831 nt
Organism: Penicillium griseofulvum
Lineage: Eukaryota; Fungi; Ascomycota; Eurotiomycetes; Eurotiales; Aspergillaceae
Product: Frag1/DRAM/Sfk1 family protein
Exons: 4
Coding region: 1-831 (276 amino acids)
Cellular component (GO): plasma membrane
Source: RefSeq, a predicted model, not a curated record